Messenger RNA from Halichondria panicea, 1782 nucleotides. RefSeq names its product TNF receptor-associated factor 6-like. The transcript has a single exon. NCBI's taxonomy places the organism in Eukaryota, Metazoa, Porifera, Demospongiae, Suberitida, Halichondriidae. Gene Ontology annotation, molecular function: zinc ion binding; protein binding. Bases 59 to 1585 code for a protein of 508 amino acids. The record is from RefSeq and is a predicted model, not a curated record. Gene Ontology annotation, biological process: signal transduction; regulation of apoptotic process.
UCUGAGACCUCAACUGUCACAUGCCACACAGAAGCUAUUGUAUCAGUUUACAAGAGCCAUGGCCUCCAAUCAUGACUACCAUCUCAUACCAGCUGUCAAGAAAGAACUUUCCAGAAACACCGGAGGGUUCCAUUGUGAGUUUGUGAAGCCACUAGAAAGAAAUAACCUCCAGUCAGAGUGUCCAGUUUGCCUCCAGAUCAUUCGAGAUCCCCACCAGGUCACAUGCUGUGGCAAGAAGUAUUGCUACACUUGUAUUGAGUACAUCGAAACCAGUGGAAGACCUUGUCCAAAUUGCAACACCAAGGAUAUCGUUUCUUUUCCAGAUGUUGGACUUCAGCAGAAGCUGUAUGCUUUGAAAGUUCGAUGUAGCCACCAGAAAGACGGGUGUGAGUGGACGGGGGAACUGGAGCAGCUUGAUGAGCACCUCAACACAAAUCCAUUGCAAGAGAAACAACUCAAAGGAUGUCCAUUUGCCGAAAUCAAUUGUCUGUACAAUUGCGGAGACAAAUGGCAAAGGCAAUAUAUUCAAUCGCAUAAAAAUGAAUGCUCCAAACGUCUAUUCGGCUGUGAGCACUGUCAUCAUUAUGUUUCCACCUUUGAUGAUGUCACCAACAACCACUGGCCUGUGUGUGGGUCCAUCCCUGUCCCCUGCCCUAACGAGUGUGGGUCAAUUCUUCAACGUCAGAAUAAGGACAGCCAUGUUGCCGAUGAGUGCCCCCUGACCACCAUCAACUGUGACUUCCACCACGUAGGCUGUGCUGUGAAACUUCCUCGACAAGAUAUGCCGGAACACCUGAGAGAGAACCUCCUCACACACAUCUCUCUAUUAGCCACCAGUCAUGCCAAACAACAAGACGACCUCGCAGAGCAUAAAACAGAAAUUAACAAGCAAAAAAAUGAAAUCGUUGAAGCUAAAACUCAGAUUGCAACUCUAGUUGAUGAAAAUAAAGCACUGCAGAUCAAAAACACAAACUUGGAACAUAAUCAUCUGUCACUAGCAACCAACUUCAACAGAGUACAAAUUCAGCUAACAGGAGAAGGCCAGGCCUUGAAAGAAGAGAAUAUUCAGCUAAGGAAAGAGCUCUCUGUUUUGACAAAACAGACAAGAGCGAGGCGUUCAGUCGAUGCUUCUCCACGCACAACUAUACCACUAACCCCUCCUGUCCUAGCUAUGACCAAUUUUAGUCAGCGAAAGAAAAGUCUCGAUACAUGGUACUCAGCUCCAGUCUAUAGCCAUGGGCAAGGCUACAAGCUCUGUCUAGGAGUCUACCCAAACAUCCCAAACAAGCACAUCUCCGUGUUCAUACACUUUAUGAGAGGAGGGUUUGACGAUUCCCUACUAUGGCCGUUUCGUGGUGUGAUUUGGUUUCGACUGCUCGAUCAAGUCAAACACAAGGACCAUCGGGUUCAAAAGGUGGUGUUUGAUGAUACGGUGGAAACGAGAGUGCGUAGCAGAGUGACAGAGAAGGAGCGAGCAGAUAAAGGGUUGGGUAAGGGAACAUUCAUGGCUCACGCUGAGCUCGAUUCAAGAUACUUGCAAGCAAACACACUACUGUUCCAGAUCUACAGAGUUGAGCUAGCCUAAUUCAAGAGAAUGAAUGACAUUUGCACCUAUUACAUAUUAUUGCGUGAACACUGAAAAGACUAUUAUUACCACUGACAUAGAUACAUGUAUAAUAUGAACGAUAAUUUCUGUAUGUACAUGAACGGCAUAAUAAAAUGUAUUAUCUUCCUUUUCACCCCCCUCUCCACGACCUUCUGGGCCAUAUACAUUGUCCUGUA